Molecule: messenger RNA, 2370 nt
Organism: Xiphias gladius (swordfish)
Lineage: Eukaryota; Metazoa; Chordata; Actinopteri; Istiophoriformes; Xiphiidae
Gene: txnipa
Product: thioredoxin interacting protein a
Exons: 6
Coding region: 173-1318 (381 amino acids)
Biological process (GO): protein transport
Cellular component (GO): cytoplasm
Molecular function (GO): ubiquitin protein ligase binding
Source: RefSeq, a predicted model, not a curated record
UGCUGUUCAUUCUGGCUGCUCGUGCCCCGCAGAGGCUCGUCAUAUAAAAGCAGCACCUUGGCUUUGUUUACAGCAAAGUCUAGUGGAAGCGGUUGUGUCUCGGAACACAACCGUCAGUACAUUCUCGCGCCCCUGUCCUUAUCUUUGUCUUCCAUAUCUGUACGAAGCAGUCAUGGUGGCCAUGACGAAGAGAGUGAAAAGCUUUCAAAUUGUUAUGGAUCCCGUCAAGACUUUUUACUGCGGCGGGGAUAAGGUAUGUGGCCAGGUAGAAGUGGAAGUGAACGAGGUGACGCGUGUGUCCGCAGUGAAGGUCCUGGGUUUGGGCCGCGCCAAGGUGGAGUACCCUAAAGGCAAGCAGCGAUGCCGACAGGAGGACGAAUACCUUCGAUAUGAGGAGGUGCUGAAGCUGGACGAGCAGCCUACAGACUCAGAUGGAUCAGUGGUCUUGAGGCCUGGCAACAAAUACAAGUACAUCUUUGGAUUUGAGCUCCCACAGCAAGGGCAGCUAGUGUCAUCAUACAAGGGGAAGUUUGGCUAUGUCCAGUACUAUGUGAAGGCCCUGAUGGAGAGGCCACAGCAGCCCACUAUUGAAUGCAUGAAACCCUUUGAAGUGGAGGAGCCCCUGGAUGUCAACACCCCAGACCUGUUGUCCCCUACAGGUGGAGUGAAGGAGAAGAAAGUUACCUGCAUGUUCAUCCCUGAUGGCCAAGUAUCACUAAAUGCAAAAAUUGAUCGCCGUGGCUUCUGUGAAGGUGAAGAUAUCUGCAUUAAUGCAAAGUUUGAGAACACCUGCUCCCGUAUUGUGGUGCCCAAGGCUGCCAUCAUUGCCAAACACACCUACCAGGCCAAUGGCCGCACCAAGGUCUUCCGGCAGAAGCUGUCCUCGGUGCGUGGGAACCACAUCAUCUCUGGCAUGUGUGACGCCUGGCAGGGAAAGACCAUUAGGGUGCCGAAGAUCAAACCAUCCAUGUUGGGCUGCAACAUCAUCCGUGUUGAGUACGCUCUGAUGAUUUACGUCCACAUCCCUGGUAGUGAAAAGCUGAUCCUGGAGCUGCCACUGGUCAUUGGGACUGCCGGGCUGGGCAGCCGCAGCAGCAGCGUGAGCAGCCAGGAGGGUUCGGUCAGCAAUGCCUCCCAGAGCUGGGUGUCCCUCAGGAUGCCCUCUAACCCUCCCAGCUACUCUGAUGUCACCCGCGACUGCUGCCUGGACCAGCCCCUCACGCCACUCCUGGACGACUUUGAUGGAGAUGACAGCCCCAUCUUCAUGAACGCACCAGCCUUCCAGUUCCCGCCUCCUCCAGUAUACACUGAGGCUUGAAGAGGAGUACAGUGGCAAUGCUCGCAUGCUGCCAGUCUGCUGAAGUCCAGGAGGGAUUCUGAAACUGUGGUCCAGCUCUCAGGGACCGUUCAUCUAAGGCACUUGAAAAUGAGCAGUAGAUCCAAACUCCAGUGGAGAUGUGUUGGAUGGAGAAGUAAAGCCAGGACUGUGGAGGUGGACAAAAGGAUGCUUGCCUGUUCUGUCAGCUGUCUUCACUGCGCUUCUAUCACCCACGCUGAUCCUCAGUCUUCCUCCUGGUGCUCUUCGGGUCGUAGAUGUGGAGGUGGAGCCAUGGAGCCUGUGGCGUGCUACAUUUCUGAAUAAGCUGUCCCUUCCAGAGACUCAAAGUGCUAGGGUCUUAAUGUCCAUUCAAAGCCACCUUAUGACUUUGUUAUUGGGGCCAAGCAUUGUAUGAGUCAGUCCCCAGUCUGUUGUGAAAUCUUUGCUGGUUUGGGGUUUGUCUUUUCCUUGUGACACUCUAUCAUUCCAGUCAAACCCUGUAUUUUCAAGUGAUUUCACUAGAGGAACCUUCCUUUUUGUCACUCAAGUCCAGUCAGUUUGGGUUGCUGUAAAGAAUUUGUCAGAAAUGUUGCCCUUGAGAAUUACAGCAUGUACAAUAAUCUUACACCAGUGUUUGGGGGGAAAAAAAAGUGGUCUGUAUCUUAUUGCACUUUUUGAUUGACAUAUAUUGCUCCACUCUGGCCUACAAGAGUUUCUGUUCGUUUAGUUUUUUUGAACAAUGUUUGUCAUGUGGAGAGUGAAUUUUCUGUAGUGAAAACACUCUGAACUUGUUAGAACCUGACAUUUGAUUCCCAAACCCCAGCUUGAUGAUCAGAUCAUAUCUGAGCUGCAGUUGUCUUCGACAGCAUUUCACUGUGAGAUCACCACUGUGGCGGUUUCACAACUUCUCUUCUUUCAGGGCUUAGAGAAAAUCACUGUUUAUGACUGAUUUUGUGAGAAAGUAUGUUUGCAAUGCAUCCUUUAUACUUACAAGUAUUUUUUUUGUAUGAAACCCUAUGGGUUAGUUUUUUAUUAAAGAAAUGUUGAAAUAA